This is a messenger RNA of Chionomys nivalis (European snow vole), 7835 nucleotides long. It is a transcript of the gene Srgap1, whose product is annotated as SLIT-ROBO Rho GTPase activating protein 1. The transcript has 22 exons. NCBI's taxonomy places the organism in Eukaryota, Metazoa, Chordata, Mammalia, Rodentia, Cricetidae. Gene Ontology annotation, cellular component: cytoplasm. The coding region runs from base 69 to 3326 and encodes 1085 amino acids. The record is from RefSeq and is a predicted model, not a curated record. Gene Ontology annotation, biological process: negative regulation of cell migration; signal transduction. Gene Ontology annotation, molecular function: GTPase activator activity; protein binding.
AAGGAGACCGGCCGGUGACCACCCGACCAGAACGUGCCCAUUGAAAGCAAGCCCGGAACAGCCGGAGAAUGUCCACCCCGAGCAGAUUCAAAAAGGACAAAGAGAUCAUAGCCGAGUAUGAAAGUCAAGUGAAAGAGAUCCGAGCUCAGCUGGUGGAGCAACAGAAAUGCCUCGAGCAACAGACGGAGAUGCGGGUUCAGCUGCUCCAGGACCUGCAAGACUUCUUCCGGAAGAAAGCUGAAAUCGAGACAGAAUAUUCCCGGAACCUGGAGAAGUUGGCAGAAAGGUUCAUGGCCAAAACGAGAAGCACCAAGGACCACCAGCAGUUCAAGAAAGAUCAGAACCUGUUGUCUCCGGUGAACUGCUGGUAUUUGCUCCUGAACCAAGUGAGGAGAGAAAGCAAAGACCACGCCACCCUGAGCGACAUCUAUCUGAACAAUGUCAUUAUGCGGUUCAUGCAGAUAAGCGAGGAUUCCACCCGGAUGUUUAAAAAGAGCAAGGAGAUUGCAUUCCAACUGCACGAGGACUUGAUGAAGGUUCUUAAUGAGCUCUACACGGUGAUGAAGACGUACCACAUGUACCACGCCGAGAGCAUCAGUGCAGAGAGCAAGCUGAAGGAAGCCGAGAAGCAAGAGGAGAAGCAGAUUGGGAGGUCCGGAGACCCCGUCUUCCACCUCAGACUAGAAGAGCGGCACCAGAGGCGCAGCUCCGUGAAGAAAAUUGAAAAGAUGAAGGAAAAGAGACAAGCAAAAUAUUCAGAAAAUAAGCUGAAAUCGAUUAAAGCGAGGAACGAGUAUCUCCUGACACUUGAAGCCACCAAUGCCUCGGUGUUCAAGUAUUACAUUCACGAUCUUUCAGACUUAAUCGAUUGCUGUGAUCUUGGCUACCAUGCAAGUCUGAACAGAGCCCUCAGAACGUACCUCUCGGCAGAGUACAACCUUGAAACCUCCAGACACGAAGGCUUGGACAUUAUCGAAAAUGCUGUUGACAAUUUAGAGCCAAGGAGCGACAAGCAGAGAUUCAUGGAGAUGUACCCUGCUGCCUUCUGUCCACCAAUGAAGUUUGAGUUUCAGCCUCAUAUGGGUGAUGAGGUAUGUCAGGUCAGCGCGCAGCAGCCAGUCCAGGCAGAGCUCAUGCUCCGGAACCAGCAGCUCCAGUCCCGACUGGCCACACUCAAGAUCGAGAAUGAGGAGGUCAAGAAAACGACCGAAGCCACCCUUCAGACCAUCCAAGAUAUGGUCACUAUCGAAGACUACGAUGUGUCCGAGUGCUUCCAGCACAGCCGGUCCACGGAGUCCGUCAAGUCCACCGUGUCUGAAACCUACCUGAGUAAACCCAGCAUCGCCAAGAGACGCGCUAACCAGCAAGAAACGGAGCAUUUCUACUUCAUGAAACUCCGAGAGUUCUUGGAAGGCAGUAAUCUCAUCACAAAGCUUCAGGCUAAGCAUGACUUGCUGCAGAGGACUCUUGGAGAAGGUCAUAGAGCUGAAUAUAUGACUACAAGGCCUCCAAACGUACCCCCUAAGCCCCAGAAACACAGGAAGUCCAGGCCCCGCUCCCAGUAUAAUGCUAAGUUGUUUAAUGGGGAUUUGGAGACAUUCGUCAAGGACUCAGGCCAGCUUAUCCCUCUUAUCGUGGAAAGCUGCAUUCGCUUCAUUAAUCUUUAUGGUCUUCAGCAUCAGGGGAUUUUCAGAGUGUCUGGUUCCCAGGUGGAAGUGAACGAUAUCAAAAAUUCCUUCGAGAGAGGUGAAAAUCCUUUGGCCGAUGACCAGAGCAACCACGACAUUAACUCUGUGGCCGGAGUCCUGAAGCUCUACUUCCGGGGGCUGGAAAACCCCCUCUUUCCCAAGGAAAGGUUUAAUGACCUGAUUUCUUGUAUCAGAAUAGAUAAUCUCUAUGAGAGAGCGCUUCACAUCCGCAAACUGCUCCUGACCUUGCCCAGGUCGGUCCUUAUCGUGAUGAGAUAUCUGUUUGCCUUCCUCAAUCACCUUUCCCAGUACAGCGACGAGAACAUGAUGGACCCUUACAAUCUGGCCAUCUGCUUCGGCCCAACGCUGAUGCCUGUUCCAGAAAUACAGGACCAAGUAUCUUGCCAGGCACACGUGAACGAAAUCGUGAAGACCAUCAUCAUCCAUCAUGAGACCAUCUUCCCAGAUGCUAAAGAGCUGGAUGGCCCCGUGUAUGAGAAGUGUAUGGCUGGGGGCGACUACUGCGACAGCCCAUACAGUGAGCAUGGCACACUGGAGGAAGUGGACCAAGACGCCGGCACCGAGCCCCACACCAGUGAAGACGAGUGUGAGCCAAUUGAAGCAAUCGCCAAGUUUGACUAUGUCGGGCGGUCUGCUCGAGAGCUGUCCUUCAAGAAGGGUGCGUCCCUCCUGCUGUAUCACCGUGCCUCUGAGGACUGGUGGGAAGGCAGACACAACGGCAUUGAUGGUCUUGUCCCUCAUCAGUACAUCGUGGUGCAGGACAUGGAUGAUACAUUUUCAGACACUCUGAGCCAAAAAGCUGACAGUGAAGCCAGCAGCGGGCCAGUCACUGAAGACAAGUCUUCAUCCAAGGACAUGAACUCUCCAACUGACCGCCAUUCUGACAGCUAUUUAGCCAGGCAAAGAAAAAGAGGAGAGCCACCCCCUCCAGGAAGACGUCCUGGCAGGACUAGUGAUGGCCAUUGUCCCCUCCAUCCCCCACAUGCUCUUUCCAACUCCUCAAUUGAUCUGGGGUCCCCGAACCUAGCCAGUCACCCCAGGGGCCUGUUGCAAAAUCGUGGCCUCAAUAAUGACAGCCCUGAGCGACGGCGACGGCCGGGCCAUGGCAGCCUGACCAACAUCAGCCGCCAUGAUUCCCUCAAGAAGAUUGAUAGCCCUCCUAUCAGGAGGUCUACAUCAUCAGGACAAUACACAGGCUUCAAUGACCACAAGCCACUGGACCCAGAGACAAUUGCUCAGGAUAUCGAAGAGACCAUGAACACUGCGUUGAAUGAACUCCGGGAACUGGAAAGACAGAGCACGGUGAAGCAUGCCCCCGAUGUCGUGCUGGACACCUUGGAGCAAGUGAAAAACUCACCCACCCCUGCAACCUCCAUGGAAUCUCUAAGCCCCCUGCACAACGUCACCCUCAGGAGCUCAGAGCCUCAGAUUCGCCGGAGCACGAGCUCGUCCAGUGAUACAAUGAGUACUUUCAAGCCAAUGGUGGCGCCCAGGAUGGGCGUGCAGCUGAAGCCCCCAGCCCUUAGGCCAAAGCCUGCUGUUCUUCCAAAAACAAACCCAACUGUAGGGCCCGCCGCACCUUCCCAGGGUCCCGCAGACAAGUCUUGCACGAUGUAGAAACCAAGGUCCUGAGGGGAGGGAGUCUGAAGAUGAAGAUGGAUUAGUGACAGUGGUCCGUGAUGUUCCUCAGUCUUGCGCCUAUAACUGGAGAUCUUUUUGACUUUUCUAUGUCGUCGAAUGUAAUGGUGUCGGGGACUAGCUACAUUAACGUGGGCAUUUGUAUUUUGUAACCUUUUUUAAUAACUGGACAUAUGUCAUUUUAAAGACAAUAGAAACUCUCUUAGACUUACUUGAAAAUCCAAUGCUGCAGCCCUUGUCACGAAGGCGACACCUUGCCCCCUGCGGUAUAUGGCUUUGGAUUGUGUGGCCCAGGUGAGUGGCCUGCGAGAAAGAGAACCCGAGUUCCAGGUCUUACUGGAGAAUCACCCGCCAUGGUCUGUGACAUAUGCGGGAAGAGCCAUUGUCUAGAAACCAACACCGAGCAUCCAGAGUGGGAUCCAGCACCUGUUACAAGUCACAGAGGGGCUUCAGUGAGACUUUCAGUCCAUGGCUUGCAAGGGCUCCAUGAUGGCCCCUUCCAUAAAUGUCAUUUCCCUGGAUCUGGGUUAAGAACUCAAUGGAAGAAGGUAGAAAACCCUCAACUGUUGCUUGAACUGAACCUGGAAAGGCAGGGGAGACAGUGUCUCCAGAGCUGUUGGCAUUGCUCCUUCCGAGAACGCGAUCAGGCCCUGGAGAUGUCCAAUCCCACCACCUCCAUUUGCAAAGGGCUAGAGCAGUUGAAUAUUGAGGACUUUCCGGUUACAGCACAAACUCCUACAAAGUUGUUCGAUAACUGCCUGAGAAAUAUUUCUCCCUUCCUUCAAACCCCAUGCUCUCCUUCAUGGCAAUGGAAACAGACAGACAGGAAAUUGAUUCACGGAUGUUGUCACCUAAUUACCUUGCUUCCUUUAGGCCACAAAGGCCCAAUGGUCCCAAAUCCUAAACCCCCAGCUCUGAUGCCCACAUCUCUUUGAACCAAGCCAGAUCUGGCCACGGUACUGAGUGAGAACCCUGCCGGGCCACCAUGGGAAGAUGACCCUGUGGUGCCGGGAUGGCCUCUUCCCAGUUUUGUACCUCAGAAUCAUGACUUCUGUUCUUGUCCUGUUCGUGUUUGGUUUGUUGUUUUGGAAUUUUGCCUGUGACCUCUACAGAACUCAUCUAGUCAAAUGGACUCCAUUAGGAACUUCUUUCCUGGCAUUUUAGCGCAUAGCCAUUUUUCUUUAUCAUAUAUUUACUAUAUUUUUCCUCUAGCUUAAAAAAAGAAGGCAGAUUGUGUGUUUGUUUAGUACUGGGAUUAAACCGGAGGCCUCUUGCAUGCUAAGCACACACUUUACCCCCGAGUUCUAUCCACCCCUCACGCCCAGAUCGUCCUGAACACAACUGUUUUUACUAAGGUACAGAUCGCCCCUCUAGCCACAGCCGCUGGUGUCCACAUUAGCACGCACUUCCUGAUGAAGCCAGCAGAUGGCUCAGAACAAGCCCCUUUGGACACACCAUUAAUCACCUUUUAGGUUUAAUCUCAGACUGGCGUGCCCACCUCAGAGUGGCACGGUGUUGACAAUAAUUCACGCAGGAACCAAGUAAGAGCUGUACUAAAAUCAAGAUCGUGAGUGACUGCUACCUCAGUUUGCCCAUCUAAUCAUUCCUUUGCAGAAAAACAAUAUGGAUGAAAUAGUCCCUUUCUAAGUCACUCCUCGCAUCUUACAACCACCCCGAGGUAAUUCCCAGGAUGGUAAGAUUUUGAACCUCAGAAUUGCCAGUGGUGGUGGUGGUGGUGCACACCUUAAAUCCAGUACUCGGAGGCAGGGACAGGCAGAUCUCUUGAGUUCAAAGCUAGCCUGGUCUACAGGAUGAAUUAUUCCAGUACAGCCAGAACUACACAGAGAAAAAUAAUUCAAAAUCUUUAGAACCAUUCUUUUUGGCCAUUUUGUAAAAGAAACCAUAGAGACCCAGCCAGGAUUGAGGUUUGCUAGACACUGAGCCUUUUAAACAUCCCACCUCUGGUUUCCUUGGGAGUUCAUCGUCUCCUCAAUGAACCCGCCAUUUACUAGAAAUCAAUAUCAAUUCUUCAAACCAUGUUUCUUCUUUGAUGGAAGAUGCUAACAGAAGGUGUAAGAAGCUAGCAGCUUUAGGAGCUAUUUGUAAAUAUCUUUCCUAAACUUGAAUUUUAGUUUUUACCAUCUUCCUCUUCCAAACAGCUCUCUGGCAAUCCUCCCCACACACCCCACCCCUGCUGCAACCCCACUGCUGCCUUCUGUGUGUCCAUCUAUGCCUUUCUGUCCCCCAGGUCAGGCCUUUGCUGCCUUGAAAGAGAAAGGACAUGCUUUUGCAAGUCCCUUGGGAUCUCAGGCCUGGGCCUCCAGGGAAUGGCUCCUAGUUCCCUCCCAUCAGUCACUCACCUUUUCCUCCCUCUUCUCUCCUGUAGUCCCGGUGAUGGUUCCAGAUGUCCCCAGACAAGCAGUCACCUUUCCUUCCUUUGCCUAGUGAGGGACCAACAGUUUUAUACCUUCACGUCUGGCGAGGGCACUCUUGGAGCCAUGCACAGAAUGGUUUAAGAUAAGAUGUCCCCUGCAUGGAGGAUCCUAAGCAGUCACUAGAGCUCACUAAAGGCUGCAGCAGCUGAGGCAGGUCGCCCUGGCAGGGUUCAAGGUGGAGCGCACAGAGGAAAGGGACAAGGAAGGAAAUGCAUGGACCCUGAGGUCCUCCGUCCUCUCCCAGACCUUAGCGUCCAUAUGCAGUUCAGGGAGGGGGUCGUUUGGUGAGCAGAUUGUAGUCCACAACACCGCCUGACUCCACGUACACAAAAUAGCCAUAGUUAUUAGGACUGUGUGCUUUGUCCCGUCCGUAGAACCCUGGUGCCAAUUUGCAAAGCCCUUUGCUGUGAGUUGGGGUUUGAGGGAUGGAUUGGAUAGGAACCGAGUGCACAUUUUUUAAAGAGUGUCCCAAUAAAAUGUCAAACUGUUGAGGACACUCUGGGGCUCAAGUUCUUGCUGCAGGUCAACAUCAUUGUUCACCAGUCUUGUGUUCAUAAAGACAUCAGCUAACUGUGGUGCUCUGGGAGCCAUCCGUGGAAUACUUCACAAUGAGGUCCCACUUAUUCUGCUACCAUAGUCAUGAAUGGAUAAAGAACUCCAGAGUCAGGUGGUCUCUGAGUUUUCUUUAUACAUUUGCCACUUCCAGAAAGGCUUUUUGAUUUAAUUAAGAAGGGGGAAAGAAAGUUGGGUUGUUGGUGGUGGUCUCAGCAUUUAGGAAUGGCUCAGCCUCUGAUGUCUACAAACUGAAGGAACCAUGAUCCGACAUCUGAGAUCCAACAGUAAAGAGACUGUCCCUCCAUUGAGAGCUCAGAUUUGGGUUGAUCCUUAUUCCUGACCAUAGCAGCAAAGACCAUAAAUGCAGGAAAUGCAUUUGGGAUGCCAUAUCCACCAUCUGCCACUGAGACCUCAGGAACCAGAGAGCCCAGAGCUGAGAGCUCUAGCCAUGUACAAAUAGAACCCUCCUAUUUCAGACCCCCACCCCCGAGCUGAAAGCCCCCCUCAAGCUCCAGCUGGGCUGGAGUACCAGGCUUGCAUUGGGAUGACUUCAGCACAGAUAGUAAAGCCAGAGACUAAGCCUAGCUUUCGCUCAUCCUACUAUACUUUAUUUAAAAAACAAAAUGUCUCAGUGGUAUAAUCAAAAUGGGUACCUGUAUCUUUAAAUUAUAUAGGGAAUUUUGUAUGUUUAAAUAAUUGUACUGGGUUCCAUAAUGCUUACCUUAGAAACUAGUAAAAGAAAACUCUAUAAACUGCGCAUCUGUGAAUGCCCCUUCCGAGCGUGCUCAUCUAAGUUCGUGUGUAGUGUGAUGGUUGCUGUAGAUAUUUAACAUGUAGUAGAUGGCCCUGUUAACAGGAGACUGCUCUUCCCCUGCGUUCUUACUGGUGACUCCUGCCCACGUAAUUGAAAUCAGUGUUGUCCUUUCCUGUCGGUUUGGUCAGUUGCAGUACUGGUUGCUUCCUGCUUGUGACAGUGACCUACCUGUGUCAGUGUACAUCGGCAGUAUGUACAUGUGAAAGUGCCUUCCUAUCUUAGAGGAGCUUAGCCUUGCUCUUGUACUGUCGCCCACAGUGUCCCGCCCGCCGGAGUGUUCUCUGGCUCCUUCCGCUUGAUCCCGCCUCUCCACCGGCCCCACUUCCGUUUCUUCCUGCGCCUCAGCGCUCAGUCGUGUGCGUCUUGCAUCCGUGUGGAUUAUCAGACUGUCUCGUUGCCCUCAUAGACGUGACCGUGCCUUUCUCGCCCCUCAGUGACUCCCUGCCACCCGUCCCAUGCGUCCCACUGUGUCCCACUCACACUGCUACCUGCCAUCCCGUCCCUAGCUCUAUACUGACUCUCCAAUGCAUCCCUCCUCUCCGAGGUGAAGAGAAGAGGGUGCUUUUACAGUCCUGGAAGAAAAGAAAUGUUUUGUUAAUCUGUCGUGACAACGCACUUUUCUGUAUAGUACUGUACUUCUUGGCAUGUACCAUUACAGGCUUCAGUAUACGGUCGGGUUUGUUC